Messenger RNA from Medicago truncatula (barrel medic), 2832 nucleotides. Its product is annotated as delta-1-pyrroline-5-carboxylate synthase. The transcript has 21 exons. Gene Ontology annotation, molecular function: glutamate-5-semialdehyde dehydrogenase (NADP+) activity; glutamate 5-kinase activity; ATP binding. The record is from RefSeq and is a predicted model, not a curated record. Gene Ontology annotation, cellular component: cytoplasm. The coding region runs from base 561 to 2414 and encodes 617 amino acids. Lineage: Eukaryota; Viridiplantae; Streptophyta; Magnoliopsida; Fabales; Fabaceae.
UUCUUUCAUUCACCUUUCUCCUCAUUAUACUAGCUAGCAAAACUCAUAAGAAAAAACAAUGGAAGUUUUGCAAAAUGGCUUUGCCAAAUUUGCCACCAUCACCAAACCUAUUGAGGUACCCCUUACUAAUGGUAAUGGAACAAUAAAUCACCUUAACUUGAUAACUGAAACUGAGGAUUUGAGCAACAUGGAUCCUUCAAGAGCCUUUGUUAACAAGGUUAAGCGUUUGAUUGUUAAGAUCAAAUGAAAAAGAGAGAACAUGGGUUACUUUAUGCGGCACAUGGAGCCGCAGAUGGACUUAUUUGUGUCAGGUUGGAACAGCUGUGGUUACUAGAAGUGAUGGAAGAUUAGCAUUGGGAAGACUUGGAGCUCUAUGUGAGCAGCUUAAAGAUCUAAACCUUCAAGGCUAUGAAGUUAUAUUGGUGACUUCGGGUGCUGUUGGUCUUGGCAGACAAAGACUUAGAUAUAGGAAAUUGGCUAAUAGCAGCUUUUCUGAUCUUCAAAAGCCACAAGGUGACCUUGAUGGAAAAGCAUGUGCGGCUGUUGGGCAGAGUAGUCUCAUGGCUCUGUAUGAUACUAUGUUUAGCCAGCUAGAUGUGACUUCCUCCCAACUACUAGUGAAUGAUGGGUUUUUUAGGGAUUCAGGUUUCAGAAAACAACUAUCCGACACAAUUACCUCGUUAUUAGAAUCGAAGGUCAUCCCCAUUUUCAAUGAAAAUGAUGCUGUUAGUACUAGGAAGGCGCCAUAUGAGCACUGCCUGCAGGAUUCUUCUGGUAUUUUUUGGGACAAUGACAGUUUGGCUGGUCUAUUAGCCCUUGAACUUAAAGCUGACCUUUUAGUUUUAUUAAGUGAUGUUGAGGGCCUUUAUAGUGGUCCUCCAAGUGACCCAAACUCAAAAUUAAUUCAUACAUAUAUAAAAGAGAAACAUCAAAGAGAAGUUACUUUUGGAGACAAAUCAAGAUUGGGCAGAGGGGGUAUGACUGCUAAAGUCAAUGCUGCUGUUUGUGCUGCUCAUGCUGGCAUCCCUGUUAUUAUAACUAGUGGCUAUGCCACAGACAACAUUAUACGAGUGCUUCAAGGGGAGAAAAUAGGCACUGUCUUUCAUAGAGAUGCACAUCUGUGGAAAAACAUAAAGGAAGAGAGCGCGCAUGAAAUGGCCGUCGCAGCACGUAACAGUUCUAGAAGACUUCAGGCCCUAAAAUCUGAAGAAAGGAGGAAAAUAUUGCUGGCAGUGGCUGAUGCAUUGGAGAAAAACCAAAAUAUGAUUAUGCUUGAAAAUCAGGCUGAUGUUGCUGUUGCUGUGGCAGCUGGAUAUGACAAGUCUCUGAUAUCACGUUUAACCCUGAAGCCUGAGAAGAUCUCUAGUCUUGCAAAGUCUGUGCGCGUGCUGGCAGAUAUGGAAGAACCAAUUGGUCAAAUUUUGAAGAGAACUGAGCUAGCUGAUGAACUCGUUCUGGAGAAAAUAUCAUGUCCUCUGGGUGUCCUCCUGAUUAUAUUUGAGUCUCGACCUGAUGCUCUUGUUCAGAUAGCAGCAUUGGCAAUUCGAAGUGGGAAUGGCUUAUUACUUAAAGGAGGAAAGGAAGCCCGAAGAUCAAAUGCGGUCUUACACAAGGUCAUAACUUCAGCAAUACCGGAUACAGUCAGUGGCAAACUUAUUGGGCUUGUGACUUCAAGAGAUGAAAUUCCAGAUCUACUCAAGCUUGAUGAUGUGAUAGAUCUUGUGGUCCCUAGAGGCAGUAAUAAGCUUGUUUCUCAAAUCAAGGAGUCAACAAGAAUCCCUGUUCUUGGACAUGCUGAUGGAAUUUGUCAUGUAUAUGUCGACAAGUCUGCUAAUAUUGAGAUGGCAAAGCAGAUAGUUAGGGAUGCAAAGACUGAUUAUCCUGCAGCCUGCAAUGCAAUGGAGACUCUUCUUGUACACAAGGAUCUAUGUAAUGGUGGACUUAACGAGCUUAUCCUUGAACUCCAACGUGAAGGUGUUCAAAUAUAUGGUGGACCAAAAGCUAGUGCUGUGCUAAAUAUUUCUGAAGCGAGUUCUUUGCAUCAUGAGUACAGCUCACUUGCUUGCACAAUUGAAAUUGUAGAGGACGUCUUUGUUGCCAUUGACCACAUAAAUAAACAUGGAAGUGCGCAUACUGAGUGCAUUGUCACAGAAGACUCUGAAGUGGCUGAGACAUUCUUAUCUCAAGUUGACAGUGCUGCUGUAUUCCACAAUGCAAGUACACGGUUUUGUGAUGGAGCACGCUUUGGACUAGGGGCAGAGGUUGGAAUAAGUACAAGUCGGAUUCAUGCUCGAGGUCCUGUAGGAGUCGAGGGAUUGUUGACAAAAAAAUGGAUAUUGAGGGGGAAUGGACAGGUAGUCGAUGGUGAUCGAGGAGUCUCUUAUACUUACAAAGAGCAGCUAAUAGAAGCAUAAUAGGCAUGUAGACAAAUAAUUCAAGCUAAUAUGCUCACAUCAUCAAAGCGGCAUCUCCUGUCUGAUAGAUUUUAAUAAGCAAAAGUUUCUGAGAUGCUGGCCAUGCAUAUUUGCUAUUACCCUUUCCAGAGGCUUUUUCUUACCUGGAGCAAGUUCAAAGGGGAGAAAAUAAUAAUCAUGUGAAUGUUGUAGUAUGACUAUGUUCGUAUUUCAUAAAAUAGUCGAAGUUUGUAAAACAGCUAUGCUGUGACAGUUAUAAUAUAAUUCCUAUAUCGUAGCGAAGUUGAAUAGUUGUGGAGGAGGGUUAUUCUCCCAGUUAUUAUUGUAGAGAACUGGAUUUGUUUUAAGCAGUAUUCAUGCCUUUAGACCGAAUUAUACUUAAUAAUUGAGCUACUUUCAAUCUAUAUGAUAUCUACUA